Messenger RNA from Podarcis muralis (Common wall lizard), 2376 nucleotides. NCBI's taxonomy places the organism in Eukaryota, Metazoa, Chordata, Lepidosauria, Squamata, Lacertidae. The record is from RefSeq and is a predicted model, not a curated record.
UUCUCAUUUGUACUGCUAGGGAAAUCUCACUAUAAUUCCUUUGGAGCCAAGAGAGGGUCUACAUUAGGGGCUGUCCUUGGGUCCCACGACAUAAAUUUCCCCUAGCGCAGCCUGCUGCCGAGACCUCCUUUUAUCCUCUCCCUUUUAAAAACAACCCCCCCACAAUACCCUCCAGGCCUCUUCCCAUGUUUAGAGAGCCUAGCUCUAGUUUGCUGUGUCCUUAAAAUAUACGUUUAUAAACUUAGGUCAGCUUUUUAUGAUGAUACCUGUAUCCAUAACACAUAAGGAAAGGCGGAGCUACUUCUGAAGAAUCGCUCAUAGUUACUUGGUCCCUUUCUUUGACCUCAUUGCCCCAAGUUAUUAUUAUUAUUAUUAUUUAUUAAAUUUACCAAAUACCAGAAUGUGGUGGGGUGGUUUACAGCGCCUGUCAUCAAGACACUCCCUUGUGGUCGGACGUCUCUGGCCAUCUGUCUUCGUUCGUGGUCCAGUGUUAUUGCAAGUGGAGUCAAGACAACCCUACACACCGCAGGCAGAAAGGAAAAGGUUCUACCAGAAUGUCAGCAUCUCCCAAGGUGAAGGUGGCUUUGAAAUCAACUUGGACCACCGAAAACUGAAAACCCCCCAAGCCAAGCUCUUCACGGUGCCAAGCGAGACUCUGGCUCUGGCUGUGGCGACCGAAUGGGACUCUCAGCAGGACACCAUCAAGUUCUACACAAUGCACCUGACAACCUUGUGCAACACAGCUUUGGACAACCCGUCGCAGCGAAGCAAAGAUCAGCUCAUCAAGGCAGCUGUGAAAUUCUUGGAGACAGACACAGUUUGCUACCGGGUGGAAGAGCCACCUGCCUUGGUGGAACUGCAGAAGAAUGAGUGGGAUCCCAUAAUCGAGUGGGCAGAGAAAAGGUACAAUGUUGUGAUUGGCUCAUCAACAAGCAUCAUGGGUCCCAGCAUCCCGCAGAGCACGAAGGACACCUUUGUCAGCCACCUGGCAUCGUAUAACAGCUGGGCCCUUCAAGGCAUAGAAUACAUGAUCACCCAGCUGAAGUCUCUGGUUCUCUCGAUGAGUCUGCUUGACAAGCACCUCACGGUUGAGCAAGCUGUCCUGCUAUCUCGUCUAGAGGAAGAAUUCCAGAUCCAGCACUGGGGGAACGUUGAGUGGGCCCACGACUAUGACAUGUACGAACUUCGGGCCCGCACAGCUGCUGCUGCCCUUUUUGUUCAGCUUUGCUUAGAGAAUUCCACGGUCAAGCACAAGCUGCUGCAGGACUGAGACUCUGCGGCGGACAAGGAACGGGCGCCGGUGGCACUGGACAGACCUGUAGAACAUCCAGGCCCGACUGAGUGGCGGGUGGAGAAGGUGGAGAAGAGAGGGAACUGGUGUUGGUGGGGUGAUGGAAUCGCACUACUCGUCCAAGGCUGACCUGGUGAUAGCGGUGAUGCUGAUGGUCCUUAGACUGACUGGGUGUGGCGAUUCUCCCUGAACGAGGGGGCAGGAAUGCCUGGCAUCCGUUUCCUUCUGUUCAUCCUGAACCUAGCCCUUGGCACAUCCAAGCAGACUUCCCUUCCUCAUACUACACACCCUGUCCUCCAACCCUUCCAGGCUGAGAGUCCUGGCCUUCUGCCAGGACCCUUAGAUGCCCCCAAGCUGUGAAUUCCAAGGAGGAAAUCUGUUCAUUCCUGAAAGUGACAGGCACCAUCCAGCUGCGACUAUUUUGUACCAUUGUGGCCCCUAUUCUCCUUGAUUCCCUGGCUCACUAGCAGCAGCCCAGUUUGAGUUUUCCAGCAGGGUGCACAUUUUCCACGGGGAGGCAAGCCUCUUAAGCACAGCUGCUGCAGGAUGUUCAUUUCGGCUGGGCUGAUGCUGCCCACCACCCAGCUUGAUUGGAAUCUGGACCAGUCAGUGGUGUGCAGUUGUGGCGCAGCCUCACCUCUUACCCAAGGUGGUGGCUCACUAGGGGCUCCUGGCAAAUGGUACUUUGGACAGCAUGGAGGGGCGUAGGCACCUAUUUGACCUCUCAGCAGGCGAAUCACAGCUGCUUUUAUAGCAAACGUGGUAUAGUGAAAAUCUGGUGCAUUUGCACUGUCCUGCCCUCCUCGCUGUCUCUCCCCUCUCCUUGCAUUAAGCUGCAGCAGCAAGUUAUCUGCAGUUGGAGGGGGCUGAAACCUAGACCAGAACCAGAGUUAAGUCUCCCUAUAUCCCCCUAACCAUUGCAUGUCCUCCCAUAGUUUCAUAGCAGGCAUUUGUGUCUCCAAAGAAGCCAGAGCCUGCUAUGGCGGUUGUUUUCACCCCUUUGUGUACCCAGCAGAGAAAAAAGCAUUCUUCUCCCCUCCCUUACAAUUUGAUUAAAUAUUCCUGUUUGGUGCCUCUACAUGCAA